Stylonychia lemnae is the source of this 783-nucleotide messenger RNA. NCBI's taxonomy places the organism in Eukaryota, Ciliophora, Spirotrichea, Sporadotrichida, Oxytrichidae. The record is from the annotation of a GenBank genome assembly.
AUGGGACCCAGUUUUGAUUUAUCUGGAUUACCCAAUACAUGGGAAUGUAUAGUUUAAAAUAAAACUGAUGAAAAGAUAGAUUAAUAAUUAAAGAAUGAAGAGCCAAAGAGAGUUAAUAUCAAAGCAAGUGAAUUAAACUUUUAGAUAUAGUUAGAGACACUAUGUAUCAUUGAAAAUUAGGUUACUAUAUAAAAGCAUAGAGUUAACAUCAAAGAUCCAAUCUUAUCACUCAUUCAUCCAAUAAAAAAACUUUAUCUGUGCAAAUUAUCAGCAUUUUUAUUUGAAAAAGAACUAGAAUUAAGCAAUACCUUCAUUAAGGAGUAGAUUUAAAACAACUAAAAAAUUGUUUUGCACGGAGUAAAAACUGAUAAAAACCUUGAUGGCGAUCAAACUAGAUUUUUUCAAAGAUUCAAAACUUGUACUCCAGAUGGAGGAUGGGGAUGCAAUGGUAGUAUAAUGGAUGGAAUAAAAAUAUUGUGCCAUAAGAGUGUAAUGUUUUAAGGAGUAGCUAUAUUUGAGGAGUCUGAUACAGAUACACCCAAGCCAUUCACUCUGUCAUAUUAGUAUUCACUUAUUGAUUAAUUUGGAAAUGAUAUUUACUAGAGCGAAUUAAUAAAAGAAGAAGUUAAAUACUCUUCAACUGAUGUCAAUGAAGUGCACUUCUUCAAAUAUAAAUUCAAGACAUUUCCAAAAGGCAUAAAAGUUGAGGAAGGCUAAACUAUUUGCUAUUAGCAACAAACAUCUAUGGAAUAAUAUGGGUAUUUUUAAAUUGAAAAAUUAUGA